ACUGCCAUGGGCAGGAGCACCCCCGACGGACGGAGGACGGACAUGGUCAGAGACCAGAGCGGUGGCGUAGUCAAGGCUGCGGGUAGAGGCGAAGUCAGCGACACCAGCGACAAGAGCCUCAAGACGCGAGAGAGGAACAGACGGGUCGGUAACAAGGGAGGCUAGGUCCCGAGGAACAAGAGGACGUGCAGCACAAAGAUAGUCAGGCAGAGGGGGAGGCGCGACAGCGAGCGACGACGAAGGAGGCGAAGGCAAGAAGGGAGGACGAGACGCAUGGGAACGAAGCAACAUGGGGUGAGAACGUGGAACAGGGGAGACAGGACGAGCACGAGAAGCACGGCGAGACCAGACGUGAGAUGGAGGCGUCGGGUCAGGAGACAGAGGAGGAGUAAUAGGAGGGGAACGAGUCAGAGGAGUCCAGGGGGAAACCGAGGAAAACGCAGGGGACACAGUAAGCUUGUCCGUGCGAGAAGCAUGAACAUGAGCGAGACAGCCCCAGACUUGGAACGCGGACGUGUCACCAGGGAACCCGGUCCAAAGGAGGGUUGGCGAAACUUGCGGCCGCUGGGAGGGCUAUCACAGGAUCGCAUGUGUCGAGGAAAAGUUGCACUAUCGAUUGAUACAAGGCGCUUUUAUUUUUCCAGAGUUCAUCAGGUAACCAGGUUUAUCCCAUCCGAAGGGAAUAGACCCUUCUAGAAAUAGAAUCACCCUGCGUAUAGCCACACGAGGCUGUUGGCUUUAAGGGAUUACGGUAGGAUUACCCUACAUAUAGCGCGCCAGUACAUCCCGAGCCUGGUCCGUGAUAUACUGUAAUUAUAAUAAUAGGAUAAACCAAAGGAUAAUGAAAAUGGAAGAAUAGGAAACCAAUUGAUUUGAUAUAAAAAGAGAAAUGAAAUAGAAAGGAAAUAUGGAAAUGGGAAAUUGGUGUAACGGGAUCGUACUCUCACACUUCCUCCCCUCAAAGCUGGGUGGUAGAAGUAACACCCUGCUUAACAAGGUAGUCGUGAAGAUGACGACAGGCGUUACCCAUGUCGGUUUCAGGGACCCAGCUAUGCUCUGAAGGAUCAUAACCCUUCCAAUGAAUGAGAAGCUCGACGGUGUCAUUCCGACGACGGCGGUGUGCAAGCACAGACUCGACCUCGUACUCGGGUUCAUCGUGGACGAGGACAGGCGGCGGCGGCGGUUGGCGUCUGACGAAGACCGUGUUAGGAUCCCGAUAGGGCUUCAGAAGUUGGACAUGGAAGGCGUUGUGAAUCUUCCAGGUAGCUGGCAGGCGUAAGCACAAGGUAACAGGAGUGACCUGUGGUUCAACGAGGAAAGGCCCGCAGAAGCGAGGUCGAAGUUUAGAUGGGAGAUGGCUAAUGUCAAGGUUGUGGGUGUUGAGGAGCACCUGGUCUCCCACGGUGAUGGUGUGGCCAUUGCGAGGGCGAUCGGCUUGGCGCUUCUGUUGUUGCUGAAUCUCGAGGAGGCGCUUGUGGGUCCGAUCCCAAAGCUGAUGCAUGGUCGUGAUGAAGUCGUGUGCAGGUUGGACUUUAGCUGAUGUUGUCGGUUUUUGUGGUGUGAGCGGGUGGCGUCCGUGUCAGAGGAAGAACGGCGCCUAUCCAGUAGCGGCAUGUGUAGCAUUGUUGUAAGC
Messenger RNA from Closterium sp. NIES-67, 1633 nucleotides. The record is from the annotation of a GenBank genome assembly. NCBI's taxonomy places the organism in Eukaryota, Viridiplantae, Streptophyta, Zygnematophyceae, Desmidiales, Closteriaceae.